GUAUCCACCAAGCUUUUGUUCAACAAUUCGUCCUCAAAGCAAACUCGGGGGUUGAUGCUGUGAUAAAGCCACGUGGAAGGAAGCGGAGCGCAGAGUAACACAGCGCAAAGACAAGGCUUCCAACAUGCCACUGCACUUGCUGGGAAAGAAAUCAUGGAACGUAUAUAAUGCUGAUAACAUUGCGCGUGUCCGCCAAGAUGAAGCCGCGGCCAGGGAUGCGGAGGCUGCAGAAGAGCAGCGCAUGCAAGAGAUUGACAGUGAGCGACGUAUAGCGAUUCUACGUGGCGAGGCUCCUCCUCCAUUGGAAGAGGGCGAACAGCAUGACGAACCAGCAAGUUCGCAGGGCUCGCGUAACCACACUUCACGGAGGAGGGAGCGAAAACGGUACGGCGAAGAUGACACAGAUUUCGAGAUACGGCUAGCAAGCACUAGGACGUCUUCUAGUGACCAGCAACUACAAGAACGACGCCAACCAUCACAAUCUGCAUUUGUCACCAAUCACGCGCCGAAUGGAGAGACACCGAGUUCUGAUAAGAAUGAAAGAGGCAAAGGCGUUGAAGGCGAUGACCUGUUGAAUAUGCGAUUUUCAAACGCUGCUGGAAAACAGGGAAGUUUAACGCCGUGGUAUUCACGCUCCGAUGCAAGCAAUGUAGACACUGUAUCCAAGGAUGCAUUUGGCAGAGAUGACCCCAAACGAAAGGAACGGGAUACUGCUCGUCUGAAUUCGAACGACCCUUUGGCGAUGAUGAAGAGAGGUGCAGCAAGAGUACGCGAACUCAAACAGGAAAGAAGAGCAUUUGAAGACGAGCGCCAGAUGGAACUGAAGGAACUUCGCCAAAAUGAUAGGCAUCGCGAGAAGCCCCGCGAAAAGACUCGGCGCGAACAUCGCCGCAGGUCUAGGUCACCGCGAUCUGAGGAUCGUAAACAUAGAUCGCACCAUAGGCGACGGCCCAGAGAUCGCGGCUCUUCAUCUGCGAGAGCGAAUGAUGGCCAUAGUAGCCGAAGAGAGCAUCAUGAGCGGUGACUAUCAUGAUAUCAGAUGAUGUGUUAAUAUGUUGUAUUUUCUAUAUUUAUUUAGAUACCCAUCAGACUUCAUUGCAUUAUACCAAGGUAUAUCCUCCAAAAACGUCCUUGCAUCUUCAAUGUUUCAUUGUUUUGUCCACGGCAACUUGAUUUCAACUGGCUUCAUAUCUUUGUUGACCAUAUCAACAAGGCCCUUAGCCCCAAUCUUUGUCAAGGCUUCAGAGAUUUUGCUGUAGGUCUCACUAGAGAUACCUUCCUCCUUGUCGCAGUAGACAUCAAGCCCCUCGGAAGUGAAGACGGUUGGCGCAAACCAUGUCACAGCCCACCGUUCUGUCUCGCCGCUCGGUAGCUUGACUUCACCAGAUCCUAGAAGCUCCCAGUGGCUAGUCACAAAGAAAAGCCAACCCUUGCCCCUCCAGUUCCAACUGCCAUCCGCAGCCUGGGUGUCCACGCCCUCAACUUUACUCAAGACGCCGGUCUUUUUUAUCGGUUCGUAUUCGACAAGGUCGUCGAUUCGUGCGCGACCAUCACUUUUAGCCGGGAGGCGCUUAUAGCUAAUUCGGACGUUUCUCGCCGACCUCCACAUGGACAGCGUGGAAUGUGUGACCGUCCAGGUUCGCUCGAGCCAUUCGAUCGAGGGAGUCUUCGGUUGUGUGGCGGGCGCACUCGCCGACGCGUCCUUAGACGCGUAUUUCGAGGGCAAAGCGAGGGUAAAGGUGUCUAGCUCUGACAUUUGGCGGUGUGUGUUGUGAACAAUACCAAUGAUCCUACAUGGCGGAAAUGAAGCAUAUAGCUUAGCUAUCCUGAGACCCAGUAGGUACUCCGGAUCGCACAGUUACCGAACACAGUGCGGUUUACAAUUUUGUUCACUUCACAACCAGGCAGUCAAAGAAAGGAUAAAUAUUGUAGAUAAAACAUAUC
This is a messenger RNA of [Torrubiella] hemipterigena, 1944 nucleotides long. The record is from the annotation of a GenBank genome assembly. Lineage: Eukaryota; Fungi; Ascomycota; Sordariomycetes; Hypocreales; Clavicipitaceae.